GUUUACCGGCGUCGGUGUAUACGUUUAGGGCUAGUCUGAUUUCUGUUAAUUGUAUUUAAUUGAUCGUGAACGUUCGUGGAGGUGUGACACUACGAAACCACUUGAUUAGUUUGGAGCUUCUGACAUACAGAUAUUUUUUAUAUGAGGCGAAGAGCUAGCCUCCAAAAUGAAGCUCUCCUUAGUUUUUGAGCUGUUGCUCAUUUUCGUGCUGUUAGCGUUUGCAGCAUCAAAGAGCGUCAGAAAACAAAAGAACAGUAACAAGAAGGCGGUCCAGAACAGAAAUGACAGCGAUAAAUUGGAAGACAAUAGCAUCAACAAAUAUUGUAAAUGCUCAGAAGCUUACUGCAAUUGUUGCCGAGACUUCCAAGUGCCUGUGGUCAAUUUAAACGGACCAGGCAAGAUGUGGUUUGCAAGGGCAGAAGAUAUAAGUCCUGCCUUAGGGUCAUCGUAG
Molecule: messenger RNA, 451 nt
Organism: Diatraea saccharalis (sugarcane borer)
Lineage: Eukaryota; Metazoa; Arthropoda; Insecta; Lepidoptera; Crambidae
Source: the annotation of a GenBank genome assembly